Eucalyptus grandis is the source of this 2241-nucleotide messenger RNA. RefSeq names its product extensin-2-like. The record is from RefSeq and is a predicted model, not a curated record. The coding region runs from base 1 to 1872 and encodes 623 amino acids. NCBI's taxonomy places the organism in Eukaryota, Viridiplantae, Streptophyta, Magnoliopsida, Myrtales, Myrtaceae. The transcript is spliced from 3 exons. Gene Ontology annotation, molecular function: structural constituent of cell wall. Gene Ontology annotation, biological process: plant-type cell wall organization.
AUGGCGAAGUGCUUGACGAUCCUCUUCUCUAUACCUGGAAGGCUAAGGCCCUCCAAUAUGCUUCUCGAUUUAGAAGCAGAGUUGAAUUCGCCACACCAAAUGAGGAGCCCCAGCCGGUCGAGGCACUGGCCUCGACUGUUCCAUGCAUUGGCAUUUUGCCUUAUUGCCACGAUUGUAUCCGCUGGCUAUGAGCCUUAUACCUAUGCGUCGCCCCCGCCGCCAACGCCGAAACAUGUAGAGCAUCCUCAUUAUCUUUACAGGUCCCCGCCACCGCCGAAACAUGAAGAACAUGAAGAGCAUCCACCUUAUCUCUAUAAGUCUCCGCCACCUCCCUCACCUUCCCCGCCGCCACCCUACAUCUAUAAGUCCCCACCACCGCCUUCUUCUUCCCCACCUCCUCCUUAUGUGUACAAGUCGCCACCGCCACCAUCACCAUCUCCUCCACCUCCAUAUGUUUACAAAUCACCUCCCCCACCAUCGCCUUCACCUCCACCUCCAUAUGUUUACAAGUCUCCACCACCACCUUCUCCUUCCCCACCUCCUCCAUACGUGUACAAGUCACCUCCACCACCUUCACCAUCUCCUCCACCUCCAUAUGUUUGCCAGUCCCCACCGCCGCCUUCUCCUUCACCACCCCCUCCAUAUGUUUAUAAAUCACCUCCACCACCAUCUCCAACUCCGCCACCGCCAUAUGUUUACAAGUCUCCACCACCACCUUCUCCAUCACCCCCUCCUCCUUAUGUAUAUAAAUCGCCGCCACCACCUUCACCAUCUCCACCACCACCUUAUGUUUACAAAUCUCCCCCACCGCCUUCUCCAUCCCCACCUCCUCCAUACAUAUAUAAAUCACCUCCACCACCAUCACCAUCACCUCCACCUCCCUAUGUCUACAAGUCUCCCCCACCACCAUCCCCUUCACCACCACCUCCUUAUGUGUAUAAAUCGCCACCACCGCCAUCGCCAUCACCUCCACCUCCCUAUGUCUACAAGUCACCUCCUCCACCAUCCCCUUCACCGCCGCCUCCUUAUGUUUACAAAUCUCCUCCACCACCAUCCCCAUCUCCCCCACCUCCAUAUGUUUACAAGUCCCCACCGCCGCCUUCACCUUCACCACCCCCUCCAUAUGUUUAUAAAUCACCUCCACCACCAUCUCCAUCUCCGCCACCGCCAUAUGUUUACAAGUCUCCACCACCACCUUCUCCAUCACCCCCUCCUCCUUAUGUCUAUAAAUCGCCGCCACCACCUUCACCAUCUCCACCACCACCUUAUGUUUACAAAUCUCCCCCACCGCCUUCUCCAUCACCACCUCCUCCAUACAUAUAUAAAUCACCUCCACCACCAUCACCAUCACCUCCACCUCCCUAUGUCUAUAAGUCUCCCCCACCACCAUCCCCUUCACCACCACCUCCUUAUGUGUAUAAAUCACCGCCGCCGCCAUCGCCAUCACCUCCACCUCCCUAUGUCUAUAAGUCACCUCCUCCACCAUCCCCUUCACCGCCGCCUCCUUAUGUUUACAAAUCUCCUCCACCACCAUCCCCAUCUCCCCCACUCCCGUAUGUCUAUAAGUCCCCCCCACCACCUUCACCCUUGCCACCUCCUCCAUAUGUGUACAAAUCACCUCCACCACCUUCACCAUCACCCCCUCCUCCUUACAUUUAUAAGUCGCCACCGCCACCAGUGAAGUCUCCCCCUCCUCCUUAUUACUAUAAAUCUCCUCCUCCACCUUCCCCAUCACCACCGCCUCCAUACAUCUAUAAGUCACCCCCACCUCCAGUGAAGUCGCCCCCUCCCCAUACUACUACAAGUCCCCGCCUCCACCCUCGCCAUCACCACCACCUCCUUAUAUCUACAAAUCACCACCACCUCCAGUAAAAUCACCUCCUCCUCCCUAUUACUACAAAUCUCCACCUCCACCUUCUUCAUCACCACCGCUGCCUUAUAUUUACAAGUCACCACCACCUCCGGUGAAGUCACCUCCUCCUCCACCAUACUAUUACAGUUCUCCUCCGCCUCCCAAGGGGUACUAUUAGGCGGCAAUUUGAUCCCCUCCAAAUGUUCAGGAAACUGGAGCAAGAAUAAUACCAUUCUUUGGCAAUCCGCUUUACAUGGAAGCAAUCAUUUUCAUUCUUUUCCACAUGUACUUUUCAAUUUGAUAAGUCUUAAGUGACAAUGAUUUUAUGAUUACUUCAAGCAACAAAGCAUGUCUGAAUUGAGUUUUAAUCCAUGUCUUUGACCUGUCAA